GCACUCGUUUAUUGUAUUGAACAGACGUUUUUAGUCCUAUCAACAGGAAGAAGUCACCAAUUAUGGUCAUGAUGAUAUCCAGGUUUUCAAUAAUCAAAAAAGUUGUUCCUACUGCAUGCACUUCCUCAUUUAUCAGCAGGAUCGUUGCUUACCGUCUGUUUUCUGGCCUUCCUCUACGCUCAUCCAAAUCUCUCGUUGGCCUUACCACUCAGAAACAUACUAGCUGCGAUGAUAUGAUGUUGGAAUCUGUAGCAGAAACUGGGUUCUACUCACAACAUCGACCUCUUGCCCCACAGUUUGUCUUGCCGCUGGAAUUCCAACCUCUGUAUUCACAAUCUGCUACAUCGGCUUCAGCAUCAUCGGCUGAUCAAGAGAUUGCAGAGGAUGAUGUUGCACAUGCCCUUUCUAUGAAUGUGGUUGAUCAACACACUCUGCAGAGACAUAAACCAGGAACUGUUCCUCAUAUUGAUAAUGCAGAGUGGUAUGAUGACGAGUAUGCCAAGAUCUUCAACUCAUUUGCUCCUUUUGUGCCGCCAUCACAAUCUGAUGAAGCUGUAACAUGGCAUGAUCAGCCAUUUGCAUUAAAUGGAAACAUGUCAGGCAAUGUGUUUACCGAUGAUGCACAACUUUUGAAUCACUUUUUCGAGUCUUUUUCCAGUCCUGACGUCUCUCAUCCCACAAUCCAUACUGAUAGAGGUCGCCAAAGGCCUUUGUUAUUUCGUCGUACUUUACAUAUUACGCAACCACAAUCCGAUAAGAUAGAUAUUGCUUUACCGUGUAUAAAGAAAGAUUCUAUGCAAUUGGCACGCCAUAUCAACAUUAUCAAGAUUCGUCGUAAAAAAAUGAACAAACACAAGUGGAAAAAGUAUCGACGACGUGUACGCAACUCGUCAAGAUACAACAAAGAAAAGUUACGCAAGUCGGGUGUUCAACGUAAGAAGCAGGACUAGAUAUAAUGGCUUGGACUUUGGAAUCAUAUCGGUUGUUGGUUAUGCGAGUAAAAUGAGCAAAUGAAUAAUAUUUGAAUGUCUCGCAAUGAA
This is a messenger RNA of Batrachochytrium dendrobatidis JAM81, 1040 nucleotides long. RefSeq lists its product as uncharacterized. Bases 63 to 950 code for a protein of 295 amino acids. Gene Ontology annotation, cellular component: mitochondrion. Lineage: Eukaryota; Fungi; Chytridiomycota; Chytridiomycetes; Rhizophydiales. The record is from RefSeq and is a predicted model, not a curated record. The transcript has 2 exons.